CGAAUGGGGAGUUCCCGCCAAGUGGAUGAUUUAAGGGGAAGUUGACAAGUGCGGAUCUAUUCGACCCCCCUGGCUCAGAAGGAAAAAAUCAAGUCAAAAAGGAAAGCCAAGAGAAACUAUUGGAUGAAUUGCACGCAUCGAACCUCCACCUGUCGGGCGUUUAUGACUUCGUGUUCGUUUUCCCUCUCGACGACAACCUUGGACUUGAUCCGCGUCCGUUUCUUCCGUCCUUUCUUUCCUUUUUUCGUCACACUUUUUUUUCUUCGCGGUUCCGCACGUGAGAGCCCGCCUUCUCUCCGAUCUCGCGCAGUGACGUCUUCCUCUUCCUUUCAAUCGCCCACGAGUCCCUCACAUACCCUCCGAACGGCUUCAACAGACCACUGCCUGCCAUGGUUCGCCCUCGUGGUCGGUCGCAACUGGGCGUGGACAUUCGCGGCGACACCAGCGCGCCCGCAAUGUCCACCAUGAACGAAGUUAGCCCGAUUGAACCCACUUCCCCGGACUCGAGCAAGCAAUUGGGAAAUCGCAUCGCGGACAAGUCUCCCGGGAAGUCACCGUCGAAGAAACGUCGCAAUCGCUCCCUCCUCCAUCGAUUCGCCGAUACCUGCAUCCGGUAUACAUGGCUGCUCCCGCUGCUUAUCAUGCUCUUCCUGCUGUCGCUGUACGCGGUCAACCCGACUACCUCCAACCCGAUGCACAGCGCCAUCUUCCUCUCCUAUCCUCAGCCCCCCAAGACCCCCGGUGGACCUAUCAUGUACGGCAAAGGCAAGAAGGAUAUCGCUUUCGUGGCAUUCUACACCGUUGUUCUCUCGUUCACGCGCGAAUUCAUCAUGCAGCAGUUAAUUCGCCCGCUGGCAGUGUGGUGCGGGAUCCGGGGUAAGGGCAAGACUGCCCGCUUCAUGGAGCAGGUCUACACCGCAAUCUAUUUCGGCAUCUUUGGGCCGUUUGGGUUGUACGUAAUGAGCCGGACGAACAUUUGGUACUUCAACACGACUGCCAUGUUUGAGGGAUUCCCUCACCGUGAGCACGAGGGUGUGUUCAAGGCGUAUUACUUGCUAGAGGCGAGUUACUGGGCGCAGCAGGCUAUUGUGCUCUUGUUGCAGCUGGAGAAGCCCCGUAAGGACUUUAAGGAGCUGGUGGGUCAUCACAUCAUCACUCUGGCGCUGAUUGCGCUGAGUUACCGCUUCCACUUUACUCAUAUGGGUCUGGCUGUGUACAUCACCCACGACAUUUCGGACUUUUUCCUUGCUACGUCUAAAACCUUCAACUACCUCGACUCCGUCAUUGUCGCGCCCUAUUUCUGCAUGUUUGUCGGUAUCUGGAUCUACCUCCGCCACGUCCUGAACUUGAAGAUUCUCUGGGCCGUUCUGACCGAGUUCCGCACCGUCGGUCCCUUCGAGCUCAACUGGGAGACCCAGCAGUACAAGUGUUGGAUCAGUCAGUAUAUCACCUUCGCUCUGCUGGCUAGUUUGCAAGCUGUCAACCUGUUUUGGCUCUUCCUGAUCCUGCGCAUCCUGGCCAACUACAUCUUCAACAGCGUGACCAAGGACGAGCGCUCCGACGACGAGGAGUCCGAAGAGGAGAUCGAGAACGUUACCGAGUCCAAGGCUACUAUUGCCACUGGAGUCGCCAAGGAGAACCUUGCACCCGAGGUGCAAGUCAACGGCGAGCCCGUGCCCGAGCAACGGGGCCCUCGGACACGUAGCCGCAAGGCUUGAGGAGUAAUGCAAGGACCCGAUAACGAAAUUCCAGCCCUCAUCUUAAUAUGAUGCGGGUCUGGGGGUUGCAUGCUUUUCCAUCUUUUUUACAUGUUUCCAUUUUUCCCGUCCGUCAUCGGUUGCAUGGCCGGCCCCUUGGGCAGCGCGGCGCUUCCCUGUUUAUAAUAAUGCAUUAAUGGAUUGCAUUGGAGGAUCUUGUGAGAGGCUUAGAUGAUCCGGGGACAGGCACGAGUAAUGCUGUUGACGUUUGUGCAUGACUGGCAUAAUGUGCCUGAGCGAGGUUUAUCCGCUUGCUUUGCCUUCUGAGAUGUCACUCCCGGGUCUGAAGGAGCUUGAUUCAAGAGUAUCACAGGCCAACGACAUGUGGUACGUGUUGAGCGGAUGUGUGAUGUCUUUCGUUUCGAUUCAUGCACAGUCCAUUUUGGUAUUGGUUUUGGUUCUUGUCUGUAUUUAUCAUGACCUUUUAAAACUCUUCCUUUCUCAUGUGAUUUUAGCUGUCGUCGGUGUUUGUUUAGGAAUGAUGGGCUAUGCGGAUGAGACGAAUAUAUCAAUGAUUAUUAAUGUACUUUUAACCUGGUAUGGUGCCUUUAAUCUUUUUCAAGAAUCAG
This is a messenger RNA of Penicillium brasilianum, 2326 nucleotides long. The record is from the annotation of a GenBank genome assembly. NCBI's taxonomy places the organism in Eukaryota, Fungi, Ascomycota, Eurotiomycetes, Eurotiales, Aspergillaceae.